Messenger RNA from Dromiciops gliroides (monito del monte), 1918 nucleotides. Its product is annotated as phospholipase A and acyltransferase 5-like. Bases 296 to 1291 code for a protein of 331 amino acids. The transcript is spliced from 7 exons. The record is from RefSeq and is a predicted model, not a curated record. Gene Ontology annotation, cellular component: cytoplasm. Gene Ontology annotation, biological process: N-acylphosphatidylethanolamine metabolic process. Lineage: Eukaryota; Metazoa; Chordata; Mammalia; Microbiotheria; Microbiotheriidae. Gene Ontology annotation, molecular function: A2-type glycerophospholipase activity; glycerophospholipid phospholipase A1 activity.
CACACUCCUCCAGAGUUACUGAAGCUGUUUGGGGGCCUCCCAAUGUAUGUGACACAUUUGAUGUCAGGGAGGGCUUUCCCAUAAUGACUCCUUUGUGACACUGUCAGAAACACAGGGCUGGAGAGACCAACUGCUUUCACUGGGCCAGAUCAGCCAGAAGGCCUGGAGGGCCUCCAAGUAGUUGGGCAUGAAGUGUGUUCUAUGCUGACCCAAGUCUCCUUGGUGUCCUAUCUGAGAUACCGGAUCGCUGGACGUAAUCAGGUCAAUAUGCUGGUUCUGAUGAGUAUCUUUCAAGAUGUCAGCCGUGAAGGACAAAGCUCUGGUGAAGAUGGAAUUGCUGUCCAUGGUGAUCGGCAUAGACAAGCUACGGACCAAUAACAAAAACAACGAUGAGUACCAGCUACUCCCUAAUAGUAAGACUGUUCAGCAGGCCCUGAAAACCUUGAAGGAGGUGGGCAAUGAAGUUCUGUACAAACUGAUGGAAGACUACUUUAUGAACUACUUGAGAAAUGGGAUCCCUGGUGGCAUUCAGAAAGAACCCAAGCCUGGAGACCUGCUAGAGAUUUUCCGAACCAACUAUUCUUACUGGGCUGUUUAUGUGGGCUAUGGUUGUGUUGUCCACCUGGCUCCUCCACACCAACAUGCUAAUGUUGGUGUAGGCACCAAGAAGUCAGCCUGGAAGGAUAUAGCCCUGGUGAAGAUGGAGCGGCUCUCUGUGGUGGCCGGGAAUGACAAAUACCAAGUCAAUAACAAACACGAUGACAAAUACCAACCAUUACCACCCAAUAAGAUUGUCCAAAGGGCUUUCAAAGAGGUGGGCAAUGAAAUAUUUUACAAACUGAUCCAGGAGUACUUCCUGACCUACCUGAGAUAUGGGAUACCUGGAGGCAAUCAGCAAGAGCCCAAGCCUGGAGACCUGAUUGAAAUAUUCCGAAGAGGCUAUUCUCAUUGGGCUGUUUAUGUGGGCUAUGGUUGUGUUGUCCACCUGGCCCCUCCACUCAUUGCCGAUAUUGCACCACUUAAGAGAGAACUGCUCUAUGUGAUGGUUGGAAGCAACAGGUACCAAGUCAAUAACAAGUAUGACGACAGUGACCCACCACUGCCACCCAGCCAGAUUGUGCAUCGAGCCUUGAAAUUGGUGGGGAAAAUGGUUCCCUACAACCUCCUCAAUAAUAACUGUGAACACUUUGCAACCCGACUGAGAUCUGGAGUCCCUCGCAGUGAUCAGAUCAGAAAUGCUCUCCUGAAAUUACCGGGUUUGGCAGUCAAUCUCAUGGAACUCAUGCAAUGAGAAACUAACUUCAAGAGAGAGGAAAACCAAAUGAUGAAAAUAAAAUUCAUGAACAAAGCGAACACACGUCAGAGAGAAAAGAAAAAGAAUGGUCAGAACCUCCUGUGCCCAGUUAUGUUCUAGCAAAGCCAAGAUUUUAAGGAAAUGUGGAUGGUUACCUCCAAAAAUCUAAAACACCCACAUUAACCAAACAAGAACUAGAGAUCUUAAACAGCCCGAUAUCAUACAAUGAAACUGAAGAAACUAUAAAGGAAUUGCUAAACGAAAAAGUCCCCAAGCCCUGGUCCAGAUAGAUUUAUAAGUGAAAUUUAUCAAAUGUUUAAAGAGAAAUGAACAUUUAUACAAAAAUUACUAUCAGUAAUUGAGAAAGUACCCUCAGAUAAAGAUAAAUAUGGUCCUGAUACUGAAACCUGGGAAGGCUAAGCAGAAAAAGAAGGCCCAAUGUCACUACUGAAUAUUGAUGAAAAAUUGUUACAUAAGAUCACAAUAGAAUGGGGGGUGGGGGAGGGACUGACUGGGGGGAAACCACCCUGACUAACUUGUUAGGUGCCACAGUAGAGUUCUGGAUCUGGAAUCAGGAAGACUUGAGUUCAAAUCCAGCCUCAGACACAUACUUGCUGCGUGACU